Molecule: messenger RNA, 909 nt
Organism: Culex pipiens pallens (northern house mosquito)
Lineage: Eukaryota; Metazoa; Arthropoda; Insecta; Diptera; Culicidae
Exons: 2
Coding region: 131-868 (245 amino acids)
Biological process (GO): N-glycan processing
Cellular component (GO): glucosidase II complex
Source: RefSeq, a predicted model, not a curated record
AAACGUCACGCGAACGAUGUAAACACGGAACAAAAUCUAAAGUGCUCAGAUCUUUGUCCAGGAAGUCAAUUCGGAAACGCAAAAUCUCCGUUUUAAAAAAAAUCCACUAAAUUAGUUUAAAAAAAGCAAAAUGCGCAAAACAUGGGUCAAGCGGGACAACAUCUACUACAAGCCGUUCUACAAGCAGAAGCUCAAGAUGACCCUGCUCGGGGUGCUGCUGAUGGCGUUCGUCUUCUUCGGCUACCAGUUCUUCUACAUCAGUCAGUUGCAAACGACGGAAUCUUCGCUUCACACUAACCCGCAAACUAACCGGCACGGUUCGGUAGUGGCCGCCAGUAGUAACGUUCCUCCUCCAUCACAUUCGGCAGGGAAUAACGGCGUGAAGCAGCCAAGCAACAACAACGCCGUGCAGGACGAGGGAGGGGGAGGAGGAGGAGGGGACAACAACAGGACCGCCGACUUCCGGGGACCGUCGGAGGACGCGCGGUACGUGUACGUCGAGAAGGUCGGCAGCUACGAGAAGCGGAUUCUGCGGGGCAUCCGGUUGCGCGACCUGGACGCGUACCAACCUGGAUCGUCGGCGGCGUUCCGCUGUCUGUCGUCGACGCGCCACGUCAGCUGGGCGCGGGUCAACGACGACUACUGCGACUGCCCGGAGGACGGGAGCGACGAGCCGGGGACGGGGGCGUGCGACCGGGGCAGGUUCUACUGCCGGUUCCAGAAGCGGCAUGCCACCGGCAGGGGCGGUUACACGUCCGUGCCGAGCGGGUGGGCCAACGACGGGGUGUGCGAUUGCUGUGAUGGGUCGGACGAGUGGCUGAGUGGGGCGGAUUGUCGGAACACGUGCAAGGAGCGGUUCCCGUACUGAUGGGAAGGGUCUUUCUACUCGCGAAAAUAAAUUAUUCUAGU